Molecule: messenger RNA, 1023 nt
Organism: Salvia miltiorrhiza (redroot sage)
Lineage: Eukaryota; Viridiplantae; Streptophyta; Magnoliopsida; Lamiales; Lamiaceae
Product: SPX domain-containing protein 3
Exons: 2
Coding region: 148-906 (252 amino acids)
Biological process (GO): cellular response to phosphate starvation
Source: RefSeq, a predicted model, not a curated record
GGGAAUUCAGAGGCCUUCUAUACCUUUUUUUAAACGCCACUUCAUCACGCCAAGCAUAUGCUCUCUAGAUAUUCUAUCCUUUUCAAAUAAAGCCACCUAAUUCCCUUCUUCACGCACACACACACGCAGAGGAAAUCUCGAUCGAUCAUGAAGUUUGGGAAGAGAUUGAAGCAGCAGACAGAGGAGAGUCUGCCGGAGUGGCGGGAUAAGUACUUGUCGUACAAGAGGCUGAAGAAGCUGGUGAAAUUGAUCUCGUCGUCGGCGAAUGGAUCGCGGCACUGCGGCGGGGCGGAGGCGGAGUUCGUGUAUUUGCUCAACGCUGAGAUCGACAAGUUCAAUGCCUUCUUCAUCGAGCAGGAAGAGGAUUUCGUCAUUCGCCAUAAGGAAUUGCCGCAUAGAAUAAAGAAAGUGAUGGAGAAAUGGGGCCCCAACGGCAGCGAUGCAUCGGAGGCGGAAUUCACGGAGCAAAUGGGGAGAAUUAGGAAAGACAUGGUGAAUUUUCACGGCGAGAUGGUUCUGUUAAUGAACUACAGCAACAUCAACUACACAGGACUGGCGAAAAUCCUGAAGAAAUACGACAAGAGGAGCGGCGGAGUCAUGCGGCUGCCCUUCAUCCAGAAGGUGCUGCAGCAGCCCUUCUUCACCACCGACUUGAUCUCGAAGCUCGUCAAGGAGUGCCAGACCACCAUAGAAUCGGUCUUCCCGCCGUCGGUGGCCUUCCCCGACAGGGAGGUGGCGGUGCCCGGAGAUGGAAUAUUCCGGAACACGGUGGCGGCUCUUCUGACCAUGCAGGAGAUGAGGAGAGGGAGCUCCACCUACAGCCAUUUCUCUCUGCCGCCGCUCAACAUGCCGGAUAUCGAUGUCAUUCACUCCUUGCAGCUUCUCACUCCCAUACAGAUCCCCUGAUUUUGGAGCAAUGGAAUUAUUAAUUAGUUUCCACUUUGAUCAUCUUCUAUACUAGAUACACUAUUAGUGAUACGGGUUAUUGCCGUUUAAAUACAUCAAUUUUCCUCCGAUUUUAAA